AAUCAAGCGGUGGAUACAAGGGGGAAAAGGCGGGCAGCCCAUCAGAGAGAGAGAGAGAGAGAGAGCUCUACUGAAUCAAUAUGUGGCCACAAUUAACAGUCUGAUGGCACCGACUGUCAGCAGAAGCCACAAGCUGUGUUUCUAGAUGAUGGGGACGGAUUUGGUCUUCCUCUUGCACUUUCUGUAGGAGUUGUGGCUGGUUCACAAUGAAUCGCUCACACACGGCAUGGAAUGUAGCCUGAGCUGGUAUCAUUCAGAUUUCACUUCCCCGGCCGCCUUCCGAAAGAAACUUUUGCUGCUCUUCACCAUGUUGCUCCUGUGGGUCUACAUCUUCUACUCGUGCACCGCCCUCUGCCUCUCGGUGCCCAGUCUGGGCUACGGACACGACUCGGGCCGUCAGAGGCCGGGCGACCCCGAGCUCCCACCCAAACUGCGGCUCCGAGCCCAGCAGGAGGGAGGUGAGGGGCGGCUGGCCCGGGACCAGCCGCUCGCCUCCAGGUCGGCUUCCAGAGACUUGCUGCAGGAGGACAACGGCGAAGCCACCGAGGAGAGUCCCACAGCCGUCAGCGGGCACUCGCUCAAGCCCUUUGAUCUCAGCCUGGGCGGCUACGGAGCCAAGAAGCUCCCGCAAGCCAUCAUCAUCGGGGUGAAGAAGGGGGGCACCCGGGCCCUACUCGAAUUCCUCCGGGUCCAUCCCGACGUCCGGGCCGUGGGCGCAGAGCCGCAUUUCUUCGACAGACACUACGAUAAGGGCAUGGAGUGGUAUAAGGAUUUGAUGCCUAAAACACUGGAUGGACAAAUCACCAUGGAGAAAACUCCCAGUUAUUUUGUUACCAAGGAGGUAGCUGCCCGAAUCUAUGCAAUGUCCAAGGAUGCCAAGCUAAUAGUGGUGGUUCGGGACCCUGUCACUCGGGCUAUUUCUGACUACACGCAAACUCUCUCCAAAAAACCCGAUAUCCCCAGUUUUGAGAGCUUGACCUUCAAAAACAGGACUACAGGCCUGAUUGACACCUCAUGGAGUGCUAUUCAGAUUGGCAUCUAUGCCAAGCACUUGGAGAAUUGGCUACAGUACUUCCCAAUGCACCAGAUUCUGUUUGUGAGUGGAGAGAGGCUGAUCAGUGACCCAGCGGGAGAACUAGGCAAAGUCCAAGACUUUCUGGGUCUGAAGAGGAUCAUCACAGACAAACAUUUCUAUUUCAACAAGACCAAGGGCUUCCCUUGCUUGAAGAAGCCAGAGGGCAGCAGCAAGCCUCAUUGCCUGGGCAAAACAAAAGGCAGAACCCAUCCCAACAUUGAGCCAGAGGUGAUUCAGAGGCUGAGAGACUUCUACCGGCCUUUCAAUAUGAAAUUUUACCAAAUGACGGGACAGAACUUUGGCUGGGACUAAGGUCAAUUUAACCUCAUGUAAUUACGAUAAAGACAUGUGAAUUUAUUGCUCUAUAUAUAUAUGUAACUUGUACAGAAAUCUAUUUUAUAAUAAUUUAUUUUUAAUUCUUAAGCAAUUAAUUCACUAAGCUGCCUAACCACACUGUAUAUAGAUCAGCCCAUAUCUUCUAACAUUCCACCGUUUUUAAUUGCAUUGCUCAUUGAUGGUGCUGUCAUUCAUUGAUUAAGAUUUAAUAUCCAAAAGCACAACUUUUUGUUACGGGUAUUCAGUGUUCAUAUGGUCUAAUAAUUGGGCAUUUGACUCCUUGCCGGUCUAUAUUGGCUUCAUGCAGAAAGUUCUGGUUGUAAAAGUCCAUCAAGAAAGCAAAAUGUGGUCCAAUGGUACGAGUCAGUGCAGAAACUGCACAUAACUGUUGAGCAUAAGAAAAUCUUGUUUGCCUAUUGACAACAAAAAGGGAAAAAUAAUCAACCUAUUUCCAUACCUUGCUUAAAUCACUAGUUGUAGCAACUGUAUCCAAGGCCUCUAAUGACCAGAUAAUUACCAGUAUCUUGCUGCAUCUUGCUGCUUGGGUCCUUUGUUUUGUCUUCUCUCUUUAAGGUCAUCAAGACCAUUGUCUAUUCAUUUCAAAGCAUGAAUUAGUCUAUCAUUCUGUGAAGUUUGUGUAAAUGGAGAUCCCAAUAUUGAUUCCAAACUCCCUCUCCCAUCAACUUGGAGCCAAAUUUGGAAAGACAUCCAUUUAUUCUCCCUCUUGUAUUUAGACAGCCAUAUGAUUAAUUUUGAUCAGUUGGGUUGUGACCUAUAGACUGAAAAUUCUCUUCAUUUAAUACCCAUGACCCAUGUGGCAGGAAGAUAGUUAUAAUCAUUUGAUUAUGGCCAGCUCGGAGGCUGCCAUAAAUGCCUGUAAGGUUAUUGUGAAAAUGGAGUUGUCCAGCUCUUUCACUGGUCAGCUAUGGUCCUGCAGGCACCAUCAUCUCCAGGGUGUAAUGGUUAUGUAGUUAACUCGAUGUUUCGAUAUUUUGUGAAAAUGUUGGUUGAAUUCUAAAAUGUAACAUGGUUGUGAAAUAAGAGGAAGAAGUGAUGCUGUCAGUUCAAAAUGAAACAUGAACCAGUGCUGCCUGAAACGGUUUGCUGGAAUCUGAAUAUUGAUUUGCACCAGUGAAAGAGUUGGAAAUCUCCUGAAAGUGAUUACAAAACAACACAAAACACUUUGGCAACUGGUAAUAGAGAAGUUAUUUUCAGGCAUGAACUUUAGCUCAAAUUGUGUCCACACAUUUCAUAAGUAGGAAAAUUUAAACCAGGAGGACAACCUGUGCAAAAACGUGACUUAUUGUGUAUUCCUGGUGGGUCUUGGCUAUGUUCAAACCUUUAUUGGAUCCUAGCGUCUUGUUUGAGCCCUGGGCAAGAAAUUGAAACCAAAAGGACCACAGUGAUGAAAUCUCCAACAAUGUUAUUCAAACCCAUUUCUAUGUUGUGCUACAAAUAAUAUGCUGCCUUUUUUAUUUAAGAAAGGGGCAUUUCAAUCCAUUUGUCUGUUAUUUAGCCUACAAACACACUGACCUAUUAAGAUUAAUUAGAAUUUUUGUUAAUGAACAAAGCACAAUUUUUCACAUUUUUUUUAUUUUGAUUUUUGUUAAGAUUCUCACUUUGCAUGCUAUCCUGUUUUAACCCAUAGAUUCAGGUUUUGUCUUUUGAAAGUAAAAUCGUUCUUGCUUUUAAGAGCAGAAAAUCUUGUCCAAAAUGCCACCUUUCAGUGACAACGAUUGUUCCUGUACAAAAUGGAAGCUAUCUGUAACGUGCUAUGAUGUCAAAUGCACUGAGGCAGCAGCAAAGUGCUCUAUAGCACUUAUGCCAUUGAAAUGAAUUACACAUCUGUUCAGUUCUGCCCUAUGCGUAAUAUCGCAGCAUAUCCAAUCCAUUGUCUUCCGAAGGGUAAAUUUAUACCUUGAAAUGGUGGUUAGCUAUCAGUUUGUAAUAAUAAAUAUGUGGUUGAGUUUUAUUCAGCCUGCAUUCAGAAGUACAGAUAUUAGCAAAUUUCUUCUGAUAAUAUUGUACUUUAGAUUAGUUAAUGUGUAAAAAAAAGUAAAUCAAGUAUUUUGUGGUAUGUACAACAGAAAAUUAAUUUUACACAGAUAAAAAUGUUUCUUUCUAGGAUAUUGAAUAAAAGCAUACUGUUUCUUAUUAUGAAGAAACAAAUAAAAUAUAUUUUACCAAACUGAUGGUCUUUCUUUGUUCUGAAUAUGAAAAGUUUGUUCAUAGCUUUAACAAUUGAGUGGCUCUUUACCCUUCAGAUAAAAGGGAGGAUGUAGAAUUAUUUAACAAUUAGUUUUAUUGCUCUGAUAUUUUGAUGUAUGCUCCCUCCCUUUUAAAGAAGAAAAACUUGAAUAAAUCUAGCUAGAAAGACAUGCAAUUUAUUCACAAUUACACUGAUAAUAUGAACAAUAUUCCAAAUCCAAUGUCAUAACUUCAAAGCCAACUCAACUGGAACUGAAUUGAUCUGUACCUUUAUCUAGCACCAGCAGUCUCCCUACUGAAGAAAUGCAAAAGUUUUUAAAUAGACACUUUGUGAAUAAAGCUCAUUAAAAGUACUCUUUUUCUUUCUCAAUGUGGCAGUAUUACUUAAUGAAGAUUACGAAUAGAAAUGUUGGCCUAGUUUAUGAUGAAAUGAGAUUAUCUGUUCAAAAAACAACCAGCCAUAAUACCAUACACAGUUCUUAUAAUAUUACUGUUUAGUAGUGUGGGAAAGGGAAGUUAUAUGAACCGAACCAUGAAUGCUGCUCUUUUGGGGUGUAAUCUUAACCCUGUGGGAAAUGGACAGGAUUGGAUCUGUUCCCCAUUUUACACCCCUAUCUGCAAUGAACUGAAAGUAAAAUCAGGCAGAUAUAAAACAGGCAGCAUAUCUGAUCCAAUAGGUUCAGGACAUAAUUGAACUGAUUCCUAGAGAGAGAACGGGAUAAAGGAUAUGAUGAUAAGGGAGAUGAUAGAGUUGGCCUACUGAAAAAGGAAUAGGCUUUUUAGCUGUUGCUAAAUAUUAUGCUGUCAUUCACUGAGUACCUGGUAGAUUACAAGGAGGUUAAGGUUUUAACACUGCAUUCACCUGAAUAAAAGCCAGUUUUAAUAAUGUGAAAUGCUUCUGCUCACCUAAAGGUCGAGUUAUUGUUUAUUCAGAGUUGAGAAAUGUCUAACCUACAAAAUGGAUGGUUUUUGAGCGUGAUGGAACAAACUGAUAGCUGUUUAUUUUUGUACAAUAACAAACUUUUAUUUGAAAAAUGGAAAGUCUCACUAUAUGAGCUUUAAAAGGUAAUUAAUUGUGAAGGAUUAGGCCUAACAGCAUUUCAUGCUUUAUUCCUCUUUCUGCUACAUGUUUGUAACUUUGAGAAAUUAUCGAGAUGAAUGGUUUGCACCUCUAUGAAUGCUUGUGCAAGUAUUAGCUCAGAUCUAUUGCAUUGCCAGGAUCAGUGAGCCCCCCUCCAAGCCUAAUGAUCUCAUCUAUACAUGAGGUUGAUUGAAACAGGAUAAUAUGUAAAGUUAGCUCGAAUUAUAUUUUUAUGUGUUUGAGAUAGUGAGACUCCCUCUAAAGAUGUAUUGCUUUAUGAGUUUAUUUCGUAAAUGUUGAGUGUUUAUUAUAGCGCACACAGACAAAUAUGUCCUUUUUCUAACACUAUGUUCUUUGACACACGCUAUGAAUUGAAUAAAUAUUGCAAAGCUCUCCUGUUCAAGGUAAUCAGGGGUUGUUCACUGUCAAUUGUAUGGACAUCUACAUAUUUAUAUUUGCUAUGCGUCUCGUCAUGUGGAAAAUUGCAGAUUAAGAAUAAACACUCAGCCCUUUAACUAUUAAAAGAACUUUUCAGUUGUCAAAGUGUAAAGUCUGUUGUGUAUUUUAAAAACAAUGUUAAAUCCUAAUGUUGAAAUGUUAUUGAAGUAAAA
This is a messenger RNA of Carcharodon carcharias (great white shark), 5311 nucleotides long. RefSeq names its product heparan sulfate glucosamine 3-O-sulfotransferase 3B1-like. The transcript is spliced from 2 exons. Gene Ontology annotation, molecular function: [heparan sulfate]-glucosamine 3-sulfotransferase activity. Lineage: Eukaryota; Metazoa; Chordata; Chondrichthyes; Lamniformes; Lamnidae. The coding region runs from base 227 to 1387 and encodes 386 amino acids. The record is from RefSeq and is a predicted model, not a curated record.